GGCAGGGCGGUCAGCGGAGCUCGCUGGUACGAGUGUCCCGCAUCGGCUGCGCGCGGGUCCCGAGCGGCCGCGGCCAGCGCAGGCUUGGCGCCCAGUUCCCGUCUGCGUGUGGGGCUCCCGCGGCAGAGCCUGGCAGCUCCGCGUAGCACCAUGUCCAAGCCACCUCCCAAACCGGUCAAACCAGGGCAAGUUAAAGUCUUCAGAGCGCUGUAUACGUUUGAACCCAGGACUCCAGAUGAACUGUACUUUGAAGAAGGUGAUAUUAUCUACAUCACUGACAUGAGUGAUACCAGCUGGUGGAAAGGGACAUGCAAAGGCAGAACAGGACUGAUCCCAAGCAACUAUGUGGCUGAGCAGGCAGAAUCCAUUGACAAUCCAUUGCACGAGGCUGCAAAAAGAGGCAACGUGAGCUGGUUGAGGGAGUGCUUGGACAACCGAGUGGGUGUGAACGGCCUGGACAAAGCUGGAAGCACAGCCCUGUACUGGGCCUGCCACGGGGGCCACAAAGACAUAGUGGAGGUUCUGUUUACUCAGCCGAAUGUGGAGCUGAACCAGCAGAACAAGCUGGGAGACACAGCUCUGCACGCGGCUGCCUGGAAGGGUUAUGCAGACAUUGUCCAGUUGCUACUGGCAAAAGGUGCAAGGACAGACUUGAGAAACAAUGAGAAGAAGCUGGCCUUGGACAUGGCCACCAAUGCUGCCUGUGCCUCACUCCUGAAAAAGAAGCAGGGAACAGAUGGGGUGCGAACGUCAAGCAACGCCGAGGACUACCUUGACGACGAAGACUCAGACUGAUUCCUCCUGGCACUGCUUUGAUGCCUAAACUUCUUUUGCUUUUGCCAUUCCAAAACCUUGGUUGUUUUGCCGGAAGAGUAUUGCUAACCAUUCUUUUAAAGCCUGUCUGAACGUGGCACUGUUGGCCCUGCCCGUCUGUGAUGGGACAGCGUGGUGUGGGCGAUUCUCACCUGCGGCUGGCCAAUAAGCAAUGCUGUAUAAAAUGCAUAUAUGUUCAUCAGUAUAGAACAAGAAAAGAUUAUGUCUAUUUAUCAAGCUAAAGGAAUUUAAUAAUUUUUUUCUUUAAAAAAAAUCAGGAUUUUUUUAAAAAGUUCUUUACCUCAAGGAACAAGAUGUUUUGAGUGGGUUUUUCAAGGGGGAAAUGCUUAGUAAAACAAUAGACCAAACUCUCAAUAGAAUAUUGUCAGCUCUUCUGACAAAAAUAAAUGUUUAAAGAGACUUUAUUAUUUGUUUUUGUGCUAUCACUCAUCGCUGUUGAAUAAAGCUUUUGUACUCAGGUAAGAA
Microtus ochrogaster (prairie vole) is the source of this 1299-nucleotide messenger RNA. RefSeq names its product osteoclast stimulating factor 1 (gene Ostf1). Gene Ontology annotation, molecular function: protein binding. Lineage: Eukaryota; Metazoa; Chordata; Mammalia; Rodentia; Cricetidae. Gene Ontology annotation, biological process: signal transduction. The record is from RefSeq and is a predicted model, not a curated record.